CCCGGCCCGCACUGCGCAUGAGCGGGGGAAGGCGGCGGAAGGGCCCGUGAGGAGCCGGAGCCGCCGCCGCGGGAGGAAGCGCCGCUGCCGCCGCCGCCGCCGCCCUCAGAGUCCGCCCGAGCCGGGAGGGGAGAGGCCCGCACAGCCCCCACCAUGAACAAGUUGAAAUCAUCACAGAAGGAUAAAGUGCGUCAGUUUAUGGUCUUCACACAAUCCAGUGAAAAGACAGCAGUGAGUUGUCUCUCUCAGAAUGACUGGAAGUUAGAUGUUGCAACAGACAACUUUUUCCAAAAUCCUGAACUUUAUAUACGAGAGAGUGUUAAAGGAUCGUUGGACAGAAAGAAGUUAGAACAACUAUAUAACAGAUACAAAGAUCCUCAAGAUGAAAAUAAAAUUGGUAUAGAUGGUAUACAGCAGUUCUGUGACGAUCUAGCUCUUGACCCAGCCAGCAUUACUGUUCUCAUCAUUGCAUGGAAAUUCCGAGCUGCAACGCAGUGCGAGUUCUCAAUGGAAUUCAUGGAUGGAAUGACUGAACUGGGAUGUGACAGCAUAGAAAAACUGAAGGCCCAGAUUCCUAAAAUGGAACAAGAAUUAAAAGAGCCAGGAAGAUUUAAGGAUUUUUAUCAGUUUACUUUCAACUUUGCAAAGAACCCAGGACAGAAAGGUUUAGAUUUAGAAAUGGCCAUUGCCUACUGGAAUUUAGUACUUAAUGGAAGAUUUAAAUUUCUAGACUUGUGGAACAAAUUUUUGUUGGAACAUCAUAAAAGAUCAAUUCCUAAGGAUACCUGGAACCUUCUUCUAGACUUUAGUACAAUGAUAGCAGAUGAUAUGUCUAACUAUGAUGAGGAAGGGGCAUGGCCGGUUCUUAUUGAUGACUUUGUGGAAUUUGCACGCCCUCAAAUUGCUGGGACAAAAAGUACGACAGUGUAGCACUAAAGGACCCUUCUAGAGUGUACAUAGUCUGUACAAAUACCUGAAAUGGAAAAUUGCACAGUCAAUUUCUGCUGGCUGGACUGAACUGAAGAUCAAUCCUCACAAUGAGGCUGAGGGUUGAGACAAACCUUUAAGGAUACAUCUUGGACCAUAUCAUAUUUCAUUCUUCUCCUGGUGGUUUGGGCUUUUCUUCUAGUCUGGACCGCUCUUGCCCGUUAAAAUUCCAACAUUGUGGAUUUCAUCAUGGGUUUAUUUUUUUGUUGGUGGAUCACCCUAGUUUCAUCUCCCAUAAGCCCUAGAAGCUUUUAUAAUUAUUUUGAGGUUUCUGGUUUCACAUAAAGCACAAUGCUGGUCAUCAUCAGACAACUGUUGUAUGGCAUCUGAAUUAUACAGAUCAACACUGAAACCAUUUUUCAAAGAAUCUCCUUAAAUAUACACUUGGGGCUGGUUGCAAAGACUGUACUGAGAGCACUUCCUGCAAGAGUGAUAUAUUUAAGUGUCCUGGGUCUGAGUUUUUUCUUUUCUGGAAAAGUGCAGGUAUUGUCUAAGUGAGUUUGAGUAUCUGGAAAAAAACAAAUGCAGAACUAAGCCAGAAAUCCCAAGGUGGUUGCUCCUGGGGUCUCUGGGUGCCUCCCUGCCUGGUUUGAUCGUGCCCCAGCUGGCUGUGAGGGCAGCUGAGCUACGACACAACUCUGUGCACUUAAGCGCUCAUGUGUGAUGUCAGAGCGCUCAGUGGCAUCAGUGGGAUGAGCUGUGUGUGUCCUCAUGGCAUCCAAUAUUCCCUAGGUUACUGUCUAAGAAACCAGAUUUCACUGCAGUUCUGAAAUGCUUAUCUGUCUGUCAGAGAAAGGUUUUUCAUUUCUGUGGAAAUCGAAAACUUGAAUAUACUGAAUUUGUGUCUUAACUGUUUGCUACACAAUACAGUAUUUUAAAUUGAGAUGUGUAACUUUUAUGGUUGAGGUAUGAUGAAGCAAAUGGCCCUGUUGUACAAGAAGCUGGUGAGUUUGAUGUGAAUCUAGGUUUUGAAACCAUUAUCCUGAUAAGUAAGGUAAAUCUUUGUAACAUAGAGGUACUGCCGUUACAGAUGACACCCUUUUUUCAGUUAUUUUGUUGAGUUUUCCUUAAAUUGACAUAUCACUGUGGUUGCCAAAUACAGAAAUUAAGAGUAAAGCUUUCCCAAACAAGCACAGAUCAGAUACAAACUACUACACUGGCUUUGUUUGUUUAAAUUAUUUUGUUGAUCACUACUUCUUACUGUCCUCCCGUGUUUGACUAAAUCAAGUUCAUUUGGAUCAAAGCAGGUUUUAUCAGAUGCAAUUAUUCUUUAAUAUUACAAGAACUCUCGAGCUGCUUUUGUGGUCUUUUACUCCUCACUUAGUUACUUGUGAAGAGGUUUGGUAAAUCCUGCUCUGUAAAAGAAGCUCCAGGAGAGGAGACAGACCGGAGUUACAAGUGAGGAGAGAGUUGAGUUUGUGCUCUAAAUAGUGCUGUGAUAAGGCCAGAAUUAUUUUUGAGAUGAGUCAUUGGUACUUGCACUAAACAGCAGCACACUUUUAUGCAGAUGCUAAAAGUAUUUUAGGGAAAAAUUGAAAACUAUUAAACGGAUGAAAAUUUUUUAUUUGUACUCCCUGAAGUUGCCCUUAAGGCUGGCUCCCCUUUUAGCAAAUCAACUUGUGCGUUUAUUCCAAAAAUACAGUUCCACAAAACCAUUGCAAACCUGCUCCAGCUACUGGAAUUGGCUAUGCCAAAAACUGUGUGUUUUGCUGCUUUCAGUAUUUCCUUUUGUGUAAAUAUAAACGGGGACUUGAAAUUACGGGGGUGGGUGGGGUGGAAAAAAGCUCGACAAGGUUAUCUCUGCGUGCUGUUUUCUGUCUUGAGGGUUUUGGUACCGUUUCAGAUUGAUUAGUUCAAGUAUUGCUGUGUUUGGAGAGGAGAACUGACUUGCUUUUUAUCCCAAUGCAGACUUGUCCCUCCAGAAAGUCUGAGAUUGGGCAGUGGCGAAAUGCCGUGGUGUUUUAAAGACUAUUCCUUUUGAAUGCAAGAUCUUUUCAACAAAAUAGUGUUGUCAUCAGUUUGGUACUACAUGCUUAUAAUUACUGUGUAAUUAUAAAGAAAUACAUAAAACUUUGACUUAUUAUGUUGCAGAAAAGGGGUUAUUUGUGCUAUCAUGGCAUCUUAAAAAGUUUUUCAAAAUGACUGAAGUUGAAAGAAACAUUGAUUUAACAGGGUGUUGUUUUAAGGACAAAAAUGCCUGGUUACAGGGAAUAUUUUGUACUGAAACGUGCUCGGAUGUGGCCACGUGUGUUUUUCCUUUAUAUAUUUGUGUGGUUUUCUCUUUUUUUUUUCUUUUUUUUUUUUUUUGAGAAUGCAGCCAGUUGGUUCCUUGGAUUGCUUUAAUUCGUAAGUGCUUACGUCUUCAAUUCGAUGAUCUCCCCACAAAUGGAUCGAUUUGAUUUUGCCAAAUGUCAAGGGGAAAAAAAAAAAGGCAAAACCAUCAAGUUUGUAACCUGUUUUUAUACAUUAAAUAUGUACAAAAUUAGAAGUGCCCUGAUAUAAAACACUUAAUCUCGAGGUUAUAUUUAGUAAAAAACCGUCAUUUACAUAUCUCUGUAAGUUCAAAUGUAACUUCUUACAAUCCCUCUCAUUACCAACAGAGGCAAUAAAGCUCCAGUGAAAUUGCCAUGA
Messenger RNA from Myiozetetes cayanensis, 3618 nucleotides. It is a transcript of the gene DCUN1D1, whose product is annotated as defective in cullin neddylation 1 domain containing 1. Gene Ontology annotation, cellular component: ubiquitin ligase complex. The record is from RefSeq and is a predicted model, not a curated record. Gene Ontology annotation, biological process: protein neddylation; positive regulation of ubiquitin-protein transferase activity. Gene Ontology annotation, molecular function: ubiquitin conjugating enzyme binding; cullin family protein binding; ubiquitin-like protein binding. NCBI's taxonomy places the organism in Eukaryota, Metazoa, Chordata, Aves, Passeriformes, Tyrannidae.